UGCGUCAUCACUAAUGGCCGGGUCGAACGUUACGUGUGAAGGCUGCGACUGACUGCCCGACUUUGGUUGAGGUUGAGCCGCUUUUGCCGGUGGUGGUGGUAGUAAUUGGUUUCGUCUCCAGCUUGGUGUCGAAGCUCCGGGGCUGCCCAUGAACGGCACCAUGGCCGCGUCCUCACACCGGAUAAUGCUGGGGCCGCUGGUUGCUGCCAUUGACCAGGGAACGAGCUCCACUCGGUUUCUGGUGUUUAAUUCAACAACAGCAGAGCUCCUCAGUCAUCAUCAGGUGGAAAUCAAACAGAGCUUCCCCAAAGAAGGAUGGGUGGAGGAGGACCCCAAAGAAAUUCUUCAGUCGGUGUACGAGUGCAUGGAGCGGACGUGUGAAAAACUCACCCAGCUCAACAUAGACAUCUCAAAUAUUAAAGCUAUUGGAGUAACCAACCAAAGAGAGACCACGCUUGUCUGGGACAAAGAGACAGGGGAGCCCCUCUAUAAUGCCAUUGUUUGGCUGGACCUGCGGACUCAAUCAACAGUUGAACGUCUCAUUAACAAAACCCCAGGAAGGAAUAAGAACCACUUGAAGCAUAAAACAGGGCUCCCCAUCAGCACUUACUUCAGCGCAGUCAAACUUCGCUGGCUGAUGGACAAUGUGAACGAGGUCCAUGAAGCCAUCGUGUCUCACCGCGCCAUGUUCGGCACCAUCGAUUCCUGGCUCAUUUGGUGUUUGACAGGGGGUAAGUCGGGUGGAGUCCACUGCACAGAUGUGACCAACGCCAGCAGAACCAUGCUGUUUAACAUUCACACUAUGGACUGGGACCCGGAGCUUUGCAAAUAUUUCGGUAUUCCCAUGGAGAUCUUACCCAGAGUGAGGAGUUCUUCAGAAAUAUAUGGUCUCAUGAAAAUAUGUUCUAGUCGGAAAUCUGGAGCUCUUUCAGGUAUUCCUAUUUCUGGGUGUCUUGGGGAUCAGUCAGCAGCCCUGGUUGGACAGAUGUGUUUUCAGGACGGACAAGCUAAAAACACGUAUGGUACUGGCUGCUUUCUCCUGCGAAACACUGGAGCCAAGCCUGUAAUGUCUGACCACGGCCUUCUGACCACUGUGGCAUACAAACUUGGUCGGGACAAACCUGCCUGUUACGCACUAGAGGGCUCUGUAGCCAUUGCAGGAGCUGUGGUUCGUUGGCUGCAGGACAAUCUGGGGAUCAUCGGAUCAUCUGAAGAGCUCGAGAAGUUGGCUGCAUCAGUCGGUACAUCCUACGGUUGCUACUUCGUUCCUGCGUUCUCAGGUCUUUAUGCACCGUACUGGGAGCCUAGUGCAAGAGGGAUCAUUUGUGGGUUAACUCAGUUUACUAAUAAGAGUCACCUCGCAUUUGCUGCACUGGAAGCUGUCUGUUUCCAGACUCGAGAGAUACUGGACGCCAUGAAUCAGGACAGCGGCAUCCCGCUGACUCAGCUCCAGGUGGACGGAGGAAUGACGUCCAACAGGCUGCUGAUGCAGCUUCAGGCCGAUAUUCUCUGUAUUCCUGUUGUGAAGCCGUCCAUGCCUGAGACCACAGCGCUCGGAGCAGCGAUGGCAGCUGGAGCAGCAGAAGGCGUGAGUGUGUGGAGUCUGAGCCCCGAGGACCUGAGUGAAGUCACGUCAGAGAAGUUUGAGCCUCAGAUCAACCCUGAGGAGAGCGAGUUUCGGUACGCACGAUGGAAGAAGGCUGUUCAGAAAUCCAUGAACUGGGAGACGACAGAGCCUGUUGGUAAUGGAAACGGUGAAACUAGUAUCUUCAGCAGCGUCCCCCUGGGCUUUUACAUCAUGGGCAGCAUGCUGAUGUUAAUUGGUGCAAAAUACAUCGCAGGCCACAACUAGGCCGAGACUCUGGGAGGCAUUAAAGUAAAGAGGGAAAGUGGAAAAAAAAAUUGCUGUUCACGCUGGACCACCACUUGUACUCUCAGUUGCACUGUUUUUCUAAAAGACAUUCCAGAAGAAGGACGCUCCUGUUAAAUUUUACCACCGACUGGAAAACUGGGACAAAUUUAAACUGACAAACUGGACUUUUCUGUUUUUGUUCUUAGUCUUCUCAUUGUUUUUUUUUUUUAAUUCAGACUAUUUUUGUUUGGGGCAGACAAGAACAUAUUAUCAUUAUUUGACUUGAAUUUUAGCAGGAGUGUGCAUGCAGUAUUUCUUGUUGAUACGGUAUGAAUCCUGACCUUGUUUAUCUAGGAACUGUACUGAUGAUAGUUCAGAUUGUUGUAAUCUUUCCACAGCAGUGUCAAGUGAAGUUCACUGUCAAAUUUGCAUUGCCUGUUAUAAUUCACCAUGUCACUGUUAACGACCUUCCAACAGUCAUCUCGUGAUGUUUUGUUGUUCCAGACCCCCCACUAUGAGCUACAGAGGAAUUUUUAGAGCACUUUAUAUUAUUUGUUUUGUCUUGUUGGAGCUGUGUACUAACAAGGGUCUAUGUGUAUAUAUUUUCUAACAGAUUAAGGCACAGAAAGUUUGAAAACAAAAGGAAGGAAUGGGAAUUAAUGAACUGACAAGUUUGCUUAUUAGCGAAAGUGAUGCUCUUUUACAUACUUGAAUGUGUGAAUAUAUGUUUUGUGUUGUGGGCAAACAUGCGAUGAAGGGCAAUGAUGAGGAAUUGGCAGACAAUUUUGGAUUUCUGUGUUCAAAUAAGGCAUUUUAGGAGUAAAUAGGUAUAUUUCUAUGAAUUUGACAGAAGCCAGAAAACUAAUAACAUCCUUAAAGGAUGAAAACUUUAUCAGCUUGACAAAUUAUGGCAAAUAGCAUUACCCUCCACAUAACUCAUAGCACUGUUCCAUGAUAAUUUUAUUUUUUUCUAUAAUUCAUCGGGGAAAACAACACAUUUCUGUCAUUCUAGCUGCCUAGUCACAUUUCUAUUAGCCUAAAUUGCUUCAAAAAAGUGAAAUUAACUUCCACGUCAUGCAAAACAUGUGACAUUAUGCAAAACCUUGCGUUGAACAACUCAAAUGUAAAUGUUUGAUAUGCAUCCUUGAAGAUAACUCUGGAUUAAGCAGCGUUAUUGCACUAAAAUGUUGAGUUUUUUUUUUUUCUGAGUAAGUUAUUUAAAUUAAUACUUAAUUCAAAGGGAGCUUUAUGAAACCAGAGGAGCACAAACUCUUAAAUUAAUUUCCUUUGUGGUUUAGUCAAGGUUUGAAGAGUUAACCUUGAGGAAGUAAAGAAGAGUCAACGAAUGUCAGUAUUUAUUGUAUUGCCCAACAUUUGUCAUGUUUGUCUACUGUGUGGAUCAGAAAUUGAAAGCAAGCCACUGCUUCUGUUUGAUUGAGACAGAACAGGUGUUUUGUUGAAGACAUGGUUUAAUGUUGCUCUGGAUAGUUAAGCAGUUAUUUAUUAAACUGUACAGCCAGUGGAAGGUAUGAAAUUGCUCAUUGCAAAGGAUUGAAGUGCUCUAUUGGGUUAAAAACACAAUUAACAGAUAUUUGUUCAUGGAUUUAAUUUAUUGUAAAUGUCUUCCCAACUAAAGAAGGUUUAAUUGGAGUGUUUAAAAAUAAAACAAGUGAAAUAGAAUUAAAAUGACUGCAAACAUGAAAGCAGUGUACAAUCCUAUUCAGGUUUUUAACUUAUUAAAGGGACAUUUAAGCUCUAUUCUGAUGUGCCAGAUAUGACGACCUCGUACAAUUUGUGGCUGAUUUAUGAAUAGAAGGAACUAAUGUACAACAGGCAUUGCUUAGUUGGUGAAGUAAUAGGUUUAAAAUGAGGAAACUGCAUGUUGUCAGUGUUAAUGUAUGUGAACAAGUUUUUGGGGAGAAUAAAUGUCCUAAAAAAAUUUAA
This is a messenger RNA of Lates calcarifer (barramundi perch), 3796 nucleotides long. It is a transcript of the gene gk, whose product is annotated as glycerol kinase. The record is from RefSeq and is a predicted model, not a curated record. Bases 149 to 1852 code for a protein of 567 amino acids. Gene Ontology annotation, molecular function: glycerol kinase activity. NCBI's taxonomy places the organism in Eukaryota, Metazoa, Chordata, Actinopteri, Centropomidae. Gene Ontology annotation, cellular component: mitochondrion. Gene Ontology annotation, biological process: triglyceride metabolic process; glycerol-3-phosphate biosynthetic process; glycerol metabolic process. The transcript has 21 exons.